GCAUGGGAAAAUAGAAGGGAAAACUACUAACCGCCAGGCCCUCACGGUGGGAGAGAACGAGAGGCGGAGGAAGAGAAGGAAUUGGGAUCGCAUCGGAUUUUUUUCUCUUUCCCCUUCUCGAAAUUGCUGAUGGCCCAAUUGCUCUCGCCGCUUUGUGCGGACUCGCUCGUCAAAUUCCAGAGCCCUUCGCCGUCGUUCCUCUGCUUCGGAAACCGGCGGCGGAGCUUAGCGCAGACUGCCCACCACCGCCGCCGCCGCCGCUGCUUCAGGAGGCGGAGAAGAGAUGUCAGGAUCACCGCCGUAGCAGGUGAUUCGUUCUCGGAAGAUGAUAUAGCGGAUGACUAUUACGCCGUUCUUGGACUGCUGCCAGAUGCCACUCCUCAGCAGAUAAAGAAAGCUUACUACAAUUGCAUGAAAGCAUGCCAUCCAGACUUGAGUGGAAAUGAUUCAGAGAUCACAAACUUUUGUAUGUUCAUCAAUGAAGUUUAUACGGUGCUUAGUGAUCCUGUGCAGCGUAUGGUAUAUGAUGAAAUUCAUGGGUAUGCAUUGACCGCUAUCAACCCUUUCUUGGAUGACACUGCCCCAAAGGAUCAUGCAUUUGUUGAUGAGUUUAGUUGCAUAGGAUGUAAAAAUUGUGCCAAUGUGGCCCCAGAUACAUUUUGGAUUGAAGAGGACUUUGGACGAGCGAGAGUCUGCAGCCAAUCUGGUGAUCCUGAGUUGGUUCAACAAGCAAUUGAUAGUUGCCCAGUUGAUUGCAUUCAUUGGACUUCUGCUGCCCAAAUUUCUCUCCUUGAAGAUGAAAUGCGCAGAAUGGAGAGAGUGAAUGUUGGGCUAAUGCUUGCAGGAAUGGGAGGUUCAUCCAUUGAUGUCUUUAGAAUGGCAAGUUCACGGUGGCAGAAGCGGCAAACAAAAAUCCUGGAAAAAGCUAAGUUGCGAAUGAUGAAACAAAAGGACUCUGAUAAAAGUGGGGCUUGGAGUGAUCUUUGGGGAAAGCCAAAAAGUUACCAAAAUAGAGAGGAGGAAGCAAAGGAGAGAGCUAAGACAGCUGCAGCAGCAUCCAGAAGGUGGAGAGAAUAUUCAAGGAGGGGCGCAGAUAGACCUCCCACCUUCAAACUUCCAGAGGCAAUUUCUAACAAGGAAUGAGAUCCUUUGCCAUUGGGUUUCUCCUAAAUCACUUGUUCCAUGCAUAUCUAAUUAUUUGUAUAGAGGUUUUUAUAAAUCAAUCUCUCUCGCUUUCUGCUUGCAUAAUAUUCUGAAUGUUGGAGAGGACUCCUUGCAGAUCAUUCUCCUCACUUUCACAUGUAGUAAGUGAAAAUUCCUCUC
Phoenix dactylifera (date palm) is the source of this 1323-nucleotide messenger RNA. Its product is annotated as DNAJ heat shock N-terminal domain-containing protein. Gene Ontology annotation, molecular function: iron ion binding; electron transfer activity. Lineage: Eukaryota; Viridiplantae; Streptophyta; Magnoliopsida; Arecales; Arecaceae. The record is from RefSeq and is a predicted model, not a curated record.